This is a messenger RNA of Poecilia reticulata (guppy), 1172 nucleotides long. RefSeq names its product chromosome 17 C1orf35 homolog (gene c17h1orf35). Lineage: Eukaryota; Metazoa; Chordata; Actinopteri; Cyprinodontiformes; Poeciliidae. The record is from RefSeq and is a predicted model, not a curated record.
CUCUGGACUUUUUCUGCCUAAAAUGUUUGGCUCGUCAAGAUCUGGGGGCCUACGCGGAGGUCAGGACCAGUUCAACUGGGACGACGUGAAAGUCGAUAAACACAGAGAGAAUUAUCUGGGAAACUCCUUGAUGGCACCGGUUGGACGAUGGCAAAAAGGUAAAGAUCUGACGUGGUACGCAAAAGACAAAAAAACUGGCAAACCGUUAUCCAAAGAGGACGAACUUGCUGCUGUGAAAGCAGCAGAAGAGGAGGCGCUGAUGGCUGCGCUAGGACACAAAGUUAUAAAGAGACAACCAACUGGUCUUACCAAAGAGGAUCUUGUAGAGGUUUGUAGAAGGGAAGAGGCUGAUGGUGAAGAGAGGAGCGUGGAUCGUAUAUCAGGCUUGGGAAGCUCCAGUGUGGGGUCACGGAAGAUAUUGCUGUCCCAAAAAGAGAAAGAAGCGGCUAAAAUGGGUCUGCCGAUUUUCACACACCACAAGACUGAAGGUCGUCAAGAAACAUCUGCAACAAUAUCAUCUGAGAGCGUUGAAAAACCAGAAGAGACAGAAAAAGGUUUGCAAGAGAGCAAAAAGAAAAAGAAAGAAAAAAAGAACAAAAAGGAAAAGAAGAAGAAGGAAAAAAAGAAGAAAAGGAAAAGACGAGAUUCGUCAGCCUCUGAGUCCACGUCAUCGGAGGAUAACAGGAAAAGACACAGAAAGGACCACCAUCAUCAUAAUCCAUCAUACCAUAGUCAGAGUGGAGCCAGACCCCAUGACAGCCAUUCAAGGGAGGGAGCAAAGGCCGAGCGGCAGCCUUCCCGCCCCCGUCAUCGACGGCAGAGGCACGACACAGACUCUUCUGACGGGGGGUCUCCAACCCGCAGUAACUCUGCCUUCCACAAGAAGGCCCCCGCUGGUGCCACACAAAGCCACAGGAGACGCCACGACACAGACUCGGACGACUAAUGUCCCGCGCUCCCCCACCAAAACCAGAGCUGCAUAGUGCACACGCAGCAUUUUGGGACCCCCUGGAUCAUGGACCGCCAGGAAAACUGUGAUGCUUCUUACGUUAAGCUUUAUAUCAUACUAGUUCCUCAUGUGGGAAAGAUGAGUUUGGUGUUUCUAUUGAAUUUUGGUGAUGAGCUCUUCUUGUUUCCAAAGCAGUUUGUCAUUAAAUUCACAACUGGGUGUA